AUGCAUGAGGGUGAGUUUUUGGAUUCAUGCCAAGUGUGUUGCACAACUUGUGAAUCUGGAACUCCUGUGAGUGUGUGCCCAGGGCAGGCUGUGAGGUCCCAGUCGUGGGUGUGCAUUUCCUGGGAUUCUGGUGGAAUAACUACACAGGAAACCGUGGUCGUUGCACAGCCUCCCAAGUCACCUUCUGUCUACACUUUACCUAAAAGUUACCCCAGAUACUGCCCCAUUUCAGGAACUCGCCACCUUCCUUCUCUUGAUCCCAGCAUACUGGUGAAUGCAUUUGAAAACGGCCAGCUUCCACCAAGUAGUGUUCUGGUACUUCAGAGGUUACCACUUGGUUUAGCCUCUCCAUAUCUGUCCAUGUAUCCCAUUACUUCUGCACUCACUCUACCCGUGUACCCUCCAAAUGCCCAUAAAUAUCCACCCCUUCCUAGAUGGCAUCAAAUUUCAUUUUAG
This is a messenger RNA of Rangifer tarandus platyrhynchus (Svalbard reindeer), 456 nucleotides long. The record is from the annotation of a GenBank genome assembly. NCBI's taxonomy places the organism in Eukaryota, Metazoa, Chordata, Mammalia, Artiodactyla, Cervidae.